UAUUAGGGUGUUUCACCAAUUGGGUAGCGAGAGGGGCGGGUCCGCGCAGGCGCAGUACGGAGCCGGUUGCUGACAGGGCCGCUCGCCGCAGGUAUCGGGCCUGGCGUGAGACUUGGAUCCGGACUCGGCGUUUCCCUGCCCCGCACGCACCGGCCUUCAGCCCCGCGCGCGUCGCCGCCAUGUUCCUCACCCGCUCCGAAUACGACAGGGGUGUGAAUACCUUUUCUCCAGAGGGGCGGUUGUUCCAGGUGGAAUAUGCAAUUGAGGCUAUCAAGCUUGGCUCCACAGCCAUUGGGAUUCAGACAUCAGAAGGUGUUUGCCUGGCAGUGGAGAAGAGAAUCACCUCCUCGCUUAUGGAACCCAGCAGUAUUGAGAAAAUCGUAGAAAUAGAUUCUCAUAUAGGCUGUGCCAUGAGCGGACUAAUAGCUGAUGCAAAGACUUUAAUUGAUAAAGCAAGAGUGGAGACACAGAAUCACUGGUUUACAUACAAUGAAAUCAUGACAGUAGAGAGUGUGACGCAGGCCGUAUCCAACCUAGCCCUGCAGUUUGGAGAGGAGGAUGCUGAUCCUGGUGCUAUGUCUCGUCCAUUUGGUGUAGCACUGUUGUUUGGAGGAGUCGAUGAAAAAGGACCCCAACUGUUUCACAUGGACCCUUCUGGGACAUUUGUGCAGUGCGAUGCCAAAGCAAUUGGAUCUGCCUCGGAAGGUGCACAGAGCUCCCUGCAAGAGGUUUAUCACAAGUCAAUGACACUGAAAGAAGCAAUCAAGUCAUCCCUUGUCAUCCUAAAGCAAGUUAUGGAGGAGAAACUGAAUGCAACUAACAUUGAGCUUGCAACGGUGGAGCCCGGAAUGAAGUUUCACAUGUAUACGAAAGAAGAGCUUGAAGAAGUCAUCAAGGAUAUCUGAAAAACACAGGGCUUGAGAGAGAGACUCCCUCAAAAGCCUCAUUCCCUGGUCUAAGUGAACUGAAAGAAGUCAGUUCGCUUUGAGUGCCCGUGAUUUUAUUUCCAGCAGCGUUAUGUGCUUGCUCUUUGUAGAAGGCUCUAAUGGUUUUUUUUACAGGUUCUGUACAUAAACAAUCUACAAUAAGAAAAUGAGAAUAAAUCCUUUUGUUACUCUA
Messenger RNA from Mauremys mutica (yellowpond turtle), 1119 nucleotides. It is a transcript of the gene PSMA5, whose product is annotated as proteasome 20S subunit alpha 5. The transcript is spliced from 9 exons. Gene Ontology annotation, biological process: proteasome-mediated ubiquitin-dependent protein catabolic process. Gene Ontology annotation, cellular component: proteasome core complex, alpha-subunit complex; nucleus; proteasome core complex. The coding region runs from base 180 to 905 and encodes 241 amino acids. The record is from RefSeq and is a predicted model, not a curated record. Lineage: Eukaryota; Metazoa; Chordata; Testudines; Geoemydidae.